Messenger RNA from Labrus bergylta (ballan wrasse), 4700 nucleotides. RefSeq names its product sodium channel, voltage-gated, type I, beta a (gene scn1ba). Gene Ontology annotation, biological process: cardiac muscle cell action potential involved in contraction; regulation of sodium ion transmembrane transporter activity; sodium ion transport. Gene Ontology annotation, cellular component: voltage-gated sodium channel complex. NCBI's taxonomy places the organism in Eukaryota, Metazoa, Chordata, Actinopteri, Labriformes, Labridae. The record is from RefSeq and is a predicted model, not a curated record. Gene Ontology annotation, molecular function: transmembrane transporter binding; sodium channel inhibitor activity.
CUUGCGUCAUGUGGUGGUGACCCAUCUGAGCACUAGAGCCACCUGUGCAGCUGAGAGCCCCACGUGCAAACAGCAGCUUUACAAAAUCACAGAUGGUUUAUGCGAUGUGUGAACAAUGCGGAUGAUUUUGCUUGAAUAAAUCAAAAGCAACCAGACUUUGGGCUAGAUCACAGCCCUCCUGGGUUAUCUGAGGAGAUAUGUAGGAGAGAACUGUGACUGCAGAAAGAAAGCCAUAACACUGAUACGAGGCAAUAAUAAUACAAAAUGAAAUUUCUUCCAAAGCCAAAGAGAGGUGGGACAAAGCAAGAGGAGUUUUCCACACUGCUUCCAUUUUUUCCAUUUCACUCACACUGUGACUCUACCAAACACUGACCCUCCUUUUUGCCCUGGUCGUGCCUGCAGACAGGCAUGAGGGAAAAAGUCUAACAUUUCUUAUCGAGGCAUUCAUGCUUGCAUUAUUUUGACAUUUGACUUUUUCGCACAAUCACUCCAGCUCUUUGCUUCUUUAGAUCACUUUAGAUCAGAUCAACCUGAGAUAUCUGUCUUCCAUUCAAGAUAGUGGAGCACACAAAGUCUCAUUGUCGAGCCAAACAGGUGUAAGCAGGUCUCAGGGUGUGCCACACAGUAUAAAUAGUUGAACAAAGGCCCAUUUUGGAUUGACAAGAGGUCGAAACCUGACACUAGGAGUGAUUCCACCCUGUGGAAACUCUACACGCACAGGGAGGCUGGACAGAAAAACAACAUUUAGAUUCUGAGAGGGUAAAGAGAAGAGGAACACUGUUGCUUCCACUACUGCUCCAGCUGGAUUUUCAAGUAGGAGACAGCAAGAAGACCCACCCACAGCUCCGUCCAGCUUUUAUAUCAGCUGGAAAAAAAAAGGAGGAGAAGAAGACAAGAAGGCGGACCACACCCAGAGUCCCAGCAGUCUCCUCCUCUCACCCUUCGGAGUUUUAAUCCAGGACAUCUCUGACAUCUUAGUGCCGGAAUAGCUGCCGUGUUGCUCAGCCUUGUGUGUCCUAUUCCGAAGUGUGCAUGUAUGAGUGUGCGUGUGUGCGUGUGUGUGUGUCUGAGUGAGAGAGAGUGAGUGUAUGAGAGGUGUGUUUUGACGCCGCUUAAGAGGCACCACCAGUCUUCUUUCUCCUGUCAGGAUGCCUGCACUAAAGGACCUGAUGCUGCUGCUGCUGUUACCUCUGGCCUUCCUGGCACUCCAAGCAUCUUUGUGCCAUGGAGCCUGCGUGGAGGUUGACUCAGACACGGAAGCCGAAGUUGACUCAGGCUUCAAACUUGGCUGCAUCUCCUGUAAAAGGAGGGGCGAGGUGUCUGCCGAGGCCUAUGUUGAAUGGGAAUUCAAACCCUUCAAUGACUCCGAGCCAAUCCCUAUAUAUCGCUAUGUAGAUGUAGAAAACAAAGAAUUUCUGGAUUCCACCCUAGGUUUCGAGAACCGUCUGGAAUGGAGAGGCAGCAAUAACACCAAAGACCUACAGGACGGCUCCAUUUAUAUCCACAAUGUGACCUUCAAUGACUCUGGAACCUACAUUUGCACAUUCUACCGCACUCUCAAGUACAACAACUACAACUUUCAAACCAACCGCACGAAGAAUAUCUUCUUGACAGUGGUGCCAAAACUCACAAGGGGAUUGGCAUCCAUCUUGUCGGAGGUGAUGAUGUACGCCUCCAUCAUCGGGCUGCAGCUUUGGCUUGUGGUUGAGAUGAUUUACUGCUACAGGAAGAUCGCAGCAGCAGGAGAGGAAGCAUUGAGAGAGAGCGCGGCUGAGUAUUUAGCUAUAGCAUCUGAAAGUAAAGAUAAUUGUGCAGGUGAACAAGUAGCAGAAUAGCACAGGUCAAUACAGAAUCCAAGUCUGCUUCCUUGAGGAAUUUCACAUCCACCUUAAUGUCUUCUCCUGUCACUGUCAUUCAUCGCCCCCGGUCCUCUCCACAUUACGGAAUGAAAUGGAAUGACAGAGAGGAAAAAAUAUCUUCCAAGAAAGGUUUUAAGUGACUUUCAGCAGAAGGACUGAACUGUAUCUCACACAGAGGGACUGGAGGGAUGCACCUGGUCAUGUCCAACCGGAAAGACGGAGAGAGCGAGAGAGCUUUGUGUAAAAUAGGUGUACAAGUUUGCACAGAUAAUCCUUGAACAUAAGUAGAGUAUAUUAUCAGAACUGUAUAUCCAAAAUCUGCAUGCUUACAAGCUUUUAAAACGACCGGCAUCAUGCUCUCUGUGUUCUGUCACAGCCAUGUUUUUUUAAGAGUUUUUAGUCAUUUUUUUCAUACUGUAUUUGAUGCCACUAGUUGUGCUUUAGAUGAUACAGGUUUUAUAAAUUUGAUAUUUAACUGUGAUGAUUUAUAAAGCGGGAGUUAAGGUUUAGAAUUGAUUUACUUUUAAAUAGUCAUUAGACUUAAUUUGCCCAUUUUUUUUUUGACAAUAUGUAACGGUCCAGAGUCCAGUGGAAACACACUUGUCCUUGGGUUAAAUGUUUAAUUGUGACCUAUUUUGAUGCCAAAGUUGAUCUGCAGCGUUUAAUCAAAUUCAGCAAAGAUUAGUUAGAGUUGUCAGCUUCUUAACCAAAGGAGAACACAGCAAUUGAAAAAAAAUGUCCAUCAUGUCAGCAGUGGCCACAGAAAGGUCACGGUGUGAAUUUAAAGGUCACUUAUCUUUGCAUUUUUGGCCAUAUGUAUGGUCAAAUCCCAGCUGACAAUGCAUAGCCUUUUUGGUUUAAAUGGGAUGUCACUUUUUGAGCAGAUAAGAAGAGCAAUGAGUGAUGAAUCUCACUUUUCAAGUCAUUUUAUCAGCAGGUUUGAAUAAAACAACUCUACAGGAAUGUGACUGCAGUUGCAAAGCAGCAUAAAUGUCAUUUGUGUAAUGUGAAUUCUACUUCAGCUUGAGCUCCAGGAGGCUAUUUAAUGACCAUGUACGAAGUAUUCAGAGAGUUUUAAGUCAUAACUUCUAUAAUGCACAGAACAUGCACUCAUAACAAACUUAAAGUGCAAGGUCAAACUUGUGAGAAAAACUUCUCAGUUGUGUUUUAAAUGUGAAGGAUUGGACUCGGAAAUCAAGAUUAGAUAAUGUUGUCCCAAACUCUUUGACAACAUAUUGAAGGAUUUUACAGUUUUUUUUAAGAUGCUUAAACUCUCAACGGAUAAAUCAGCUAAAUUUCCCAUGACAAUCAAAGCUAAAUAUCAGUGAAAUACUAUUUAAUUGUAGCAUAGUAAGAGGCCUUUAAAGCAGAUCACCCUGUUUGAACCGGCUGUGAAACAUUUCAAGCUAGUCGUCUUUUUUUUUUUUUUUUUUUUUUUUACAUUUUCUUCUUCAAUUUUUAGAGCUGGAAGAAAUGUCUCACUACAACAGGAGGGUCAGGAGUGAAAAAAAAAAAAAAGAUCGGCACCAGUGGAGAAAGUGUGACUUCCAGUGAUGUUUAAGAUGAUGAUUUAUGUUUAACUGUCUGACCUAAAGCACCUAGCAGGUGUUGCAGAUUAGCAUCCACUAUAAACACGAUGAUACUUGCAUUGGAUGGCUGUUUCCAGUUCGUCUAUGUAUAUUGUAUGGUAUAAGGUAAAUGUUACAUGGACUUCGUAUAAGGCUUUUUUUAUUCUUCCGAUUUCUCAAAGUACACCGCAGGUCACAACUACCCAUUCACACACUGAUGCUAGAGGCUGCUAUAUGCAAAGUCUUCAUCAAGAGUAACUAAUCCCAUUCAUACACCACCGACAAAGCAGUGGGAGCAACUUGGGGUUAGUGUCUUGCUCAUGGACACAUCACACAAUCAGCUGCAUGAGCUGGGGAUCGAGCCUCCGAUCUUCCGGUUAGGAGACGACCGACUCUACCAACUGAGUAGUAUCUAGUAUCUAUAGAGUACCGUAUGUGUCCCUAUCAAAUAUACACCAAAAAACAAAUUGUGGCUGUACCAAUAAAUCAUAAGGGCCAUGAAAGAGGCAGUUUAAGCUUUAAUGUGUCUGUGUGGAAAAUGUUGAUGUGUUACACAAAUGUCUAAGUGUCUUUGUAGAAACAUAAGGGCUUCGCUUAUUGCUAUAAUCUAACUGCCAGUGGGUAAAUGUACCACAAAACCUGUCCAGUGUGCCUCCCAAGAUGGAAACCAAAAGAAAAAAAAAGUCAAGAGCGAAAAUCUUGACACAAAACUCUGGUGUCAAAACUGUUAUUGCAGAGUUUUCGGCGAUGGGUUACCAUUAGAUGGCAGCAUAACACUGCCGUUCUGCAUGCUUACUAAUCAUCUCUUUUGUACCCAAACUGUCUGACAUACUGAAAAGGAGACGCUCACAAACUGAUAUAUUAAUACAGACUUACAAGCAUGCUUACAGCUGGAAUACUGAGAGGGUGCACUUUUAUUUUCAGAACUUAUACAGAAUAUUAAAUAAGUUACUCGCUGAAAAAAAGCUGAGUAAUUUUAAAGGUUAUCGAAGUUAUUGUAAACACUGCUGAACGAAGGGUUUUGGGAUAUGCAUCAUUUAAAUAUGAACCAUUUUCCCUGCAUAAAAGACACAACCAGUAAAAAUGAAUCCUGCCCCGCACAGCUUCCCACAUUGUUUUGUCUGCUUUGUGAACACGUGUUUUCUCUCAGCGACUCAUUAAACUGCUGUUUUCACUUCACAUUUAGGUGUUUGUUGCUUGCCAAUAUCAAGAAAGAAGAGAGAUGGAAAUAACAGUGACACAGAAAGAAAUAAAACACUUGUGAGAAAAACGA